CAUCAACGAAAAUCGGGAAAUACUUAUUGAACAUGUCUGGCAAAUUUAAGCCAAAUGAGGGAGACUGGAUUUGUGCAGAAGCUAAAUGUGGGAAUGUAAAUUUUGCGAGGCGGAAUAACUGUAACAAAUGUGGAAAAGAUCGAAAGGAAGGCAUUGUCUACAAGAAAGGAGGAACAGAAAUUGGCAAGAACUUGGCUGAGAAGAGUAAAGGCUUGUUUAGUGCUGAUGACUGGCAAUGCAAAACAUGUGGAAAUGUGAACUGGGCAAGGCGUAUGACUUGUAACAUGUGUAACACACCUAAGUAUGGCAAACAGGAGACGAGAACGGGGUUUGGAGGAGGCUACAUGGAACGUGAGGAGGUCGUUGAGUAUGUGAAGAGAGAGGAAUCUGACGAUGAGUUUGAUGAAUUUGGUCGUAAGAAGAAAAAAGUUCGGAGGAGUUCAGCGGACCAGCCUAAAAGAUCGGAGGAGGGGCCAGGAGGGGACCCUGGCAUCCGACAGGAACAGGAGGAGGAAGCAGAAGAGGAGGAGGAGGAUGGAGGAGACAUUUCAGCCUACAAGCUGGAUUCUGAGGAUGAUGAGGAUGAGGAUGAUCUGGGAGCCUACGACCUUGCUGCAAGUGACGAUGACGAUGAUAAAGAUAAAUCCGACAGUCAUCGUUCUCGCUCUUCCAGUUCAAGUUCAAGGUCCUCGAGCAGCUCGAGCGGCAGUUCAAGGACAUCUAGAUCUAAAUCCAGGUCAAGAUCUAGGUCAAGGUCAACAGAUGGGAAGAAGUCCAAACGAUCGAGGUCCAGGUCAAGUUCAAGCUCUAGUGAUAGCAGUUCCUCAUCUGGGUCAAGGUCACGAUCCCCCAGCAGAAAACGGUCGCGACGGUCCAGGUUUGAAUGUGUAAACUGCUGGCUAGGCCUACAAGCCAGAACAGAAAUAGUGUUUUUGACAAGAUAUUUAAACCUCUCUUAACAAGUUCAAUGUUCUCAUUUGAUAUGUGAGAUCAUAAAUAUUUUUAUUUUUUUUAAAAAUUGAAAACCCCAUUGGAAAGUUUUACUUGUAUGUUUUAUUAACAUCGAAUGACAUUUCAGUCCUGUAUAUUUUUUCUCAAAUACCAUUCUGUAAAACACAAGUUUUAAUCAUUCAGCUUAAUUGACCUUACAAUUUUGAACACUAAAUAGACUACCGGUAGCUACAUUUACAGUAAUUCUAAAAAGACAAGAAACAUUUUACAGUUAUUCUUAAUAGACAAAAAACGUUUGACAGUAAUUUAUCAAACUACGAGGAACAUUAUAAAGUAUAUGUGUCAGUAUUUCAAACAUCACGUGAAACUUGAGAACCUAUAGUUAAGUGAUGACUUUGUUCGUUUCAGAUCCUAACCAGCAGUGCCAGUGUGAAAAGUUUGAGACCAAGUGAAAACCAAACACAUCUGUGCUCAUUGACUUUUCAUCAUAAAUUGCAUUCAAUUCAAAUGUACACAGUUUAGCUAAUUGCUAGUAUUCUUUAUUGGUGAAUAUGUACUUAAUGUUAUAUAGCUAUUUUAAUGUGAAUGUAUGAACUCAUUAAUGUUACUAUUUGCUAUUGCAUGUGUUAAGUUUCUUCAUGAUUGAUCAUUGUUAAGCCUUGUUUUCUUAUGAAGGAUAUUUGCGUUUAACCCACUUGGUAUAUAUAAACCGUAACAUGUUCUUGAUACUAAUUUAUUAAUUUAUCGUAAUGUUACAAAACAAGGGGGACAUCAAUAUCAACAUAUGUGUCAUACAUUCUAUUUUUCGAGUUACAAGAUAUAUUUUGAAACUAAGUCUAGGAUUGGAAAUGUUAAGUCUAGGAUGAUCUGAAAUUAUGAGUUUAAAUUUAAAUUUGAUUUCGGACACUCACUUUUAAUAGUAUUCAACUGAAUUCUCUGAUUUUACGAUGUUUUGUGGUACGCUUGUUGAUAAAUGGACCCCCAUGAGAAUCUCGAUCUCUUUUUCUUCAUAACUGGUACUGGGUAAGUAUUCAGCUGGUCAAUCAAUCUCUUUAGGUUAUUGGAAAUUUCAAAUCAAUAUAUUUUAUUAUACGACACAUUAAGCUUUUUUUUGGCAUACUAUGUCCUUUGGACUAAAUGCAUCGGUGCUGUUGUGUAGUUUUGGCACAGGAAUGAUCUUUGCCUUUUAACACAAAAGCUAUGUCUUACAGGGGUCACAAUAAAUAUUUUUCCACUUUUAACAAGUAGCUGUUUUACACAAAAUAGAAUAUUUAUUUGCUAGAUUUGUAUAUUCACAAAUACUACAAAUAAUUAUAAUCUACUGGUAUUUAGAUAUAUUACUUGGAAAAUUCAAGAUAUUUGCACAAUUAACAAGGGAGUAAGUGGUUAAUUGGAAGAUAUUUUUAUAUUAUUCUUAUUUCUUUUUUUCGCAACCAAAAUGUCAAAAAUCCUGUAUGGUCCAAAAAGAUGUAAAAGGCCGGCCGCUGAUUAACUGAAAUAAAUAUACUGCCAAUUUCAAAACAAAAUUGCUAUCUUAUAUGACAAAAUAUAAAUUCAAACACUAACCAGGGUAAAACACUACGAUUUAAAUGGAAAAGGCUCAGAGUUUGCACAACUAUUUUCUACAGAGAUAAGCUCAAGUUUGAAUAAGCAAAUAUAAUAUUAAAUACAAAGAGUAUAUUUACAUGAGAUGUCAUAUUAAAUUUAUCAAGUUUUUUUAAUAUGUAUUUGAAAAACAAACGAGCUUUGGCAAGUUUUCGUCAAUUUCAGUAAAUGAAGUCUUGUUAUACUCUUGUUACUGGUAGGGUGGUCAGAUUGCAUAUAAUUAUGUGUUUUAAAUCUCAGAUUUAAGAAAGUACUGUUAUCAUGGUGAGAAAUCACGUGACUUAAUGGGGUUCACACAUGAGUCACCACGGGUCACAACUGAUGUUAUUUAGAAUUUAGACAAGUUAAAUGGAAAUUAACCUCACUUUUUUAUUUACAUUGGUUGUGACCCAUGUGAUAACCCCUUUAAGGCCCGUGAUUCCUCACCCUGGUUUUAUUAUUUCCAACAAAUAACCAGUUCGAUUAAGAAUGUUUGCUAUCAAUCCAUUGCCCAUAAAAUAGGCUAUAAAUAAAAUGAGAAUGAAAUGUU
Molecule: messenger RNA, 3085 nt
Organism: Mya arenaria
Lineage: Eukaryota; Metazoa; Mollusca; Bivalvia; Myida; Myidae
Product: zinc finger Ran-binding domain-containing protein 2-like
Exons: 7
Coding region: 33-959 (308 amino acids)
Biological process (GO): RNA processing
Molecular function (GO): lipopolysaccharide binding; RNA binding
Source: RefSeq, a predicted model, not a curated record